CUGGACGAGGGGCGGCUCCUUCUCAUUACCAACAGCAGAAGAGUCUCUCUCGCCCUCUCACAGCCUGCAGAGAGAGAGAGAGAGUUAAAGAUAUGGCCCAUGAUCUUCCCCAGCUGGACUGACGGCUCCAGGGGUGAUGGAGAAAGUGUGUGUGUGUGUGUUUCUGCUGUCGCUUCAGAGAGAGGAUGGAGAAGCGUUCUCAUCUGAUCCGUUUCCCAGAGACGCUGGUAUGCUGGUCUUCAGGAUUGUUGUGGUUCUUCUGUGUGUGACUGUGGUCUGUUCUGAGAUCAGUCGUCUGACGGAUCAGUGGAUGGCCUGGAAAUCUCAACACAAUAAGAGCUACAGGAACACAAGAGAGGAGCGCCACAGGAGAGCCGUCUGGGAGCAGAAUCUGCUGGAGAUCCUCAAACACAACGAGGAGACGGCCGGCGGUCUGCACACAUACACACUGGGACUGAACCAGCUCAGCGACAUGGAUGCAGAUGAAGUCAAUCCUCUGAUGAACGGUUUAUUGGAGGAAGAUCUUCCCGAAGUCAACGUGUCGUUCAGACCUCCGUCACAUGAUCAGCGGCCCGUCCCAGCCAGAGUCGACUGGACGGAGCACGGGAUGGUCAGUCCUGUCCAGAACCAGGGGCGGUGCGGCUCCUGCUGGGCCUUCAGUGCUGCCGGGGCUCUGGAAGGGCAGAUGAAGCGGAGAACUGGCGCUCUGGUUCCGUUGAGUCCACAGAACCUGCUGGACUGCAGUGUGAGUUUGGGGAACCGAGGCUGUAAGGGCGGAUAUCUGAGCCGAGCGUUUCUCUACGUCAUCCAGAACAACGGCAUCGACUCCAACACCUUCUACCCGUAUGAACACAAGGAGGGUGUGUGUCGAUACUCAGUGACGGGGAGAGCUGGAUACUGCUCUAGUUUCCGGGUUCUUCCGCGUCACGACGAGGCAGCGCUUCAGUUCGCCGUCGCUAACAUCGGCCCGGUGUCCGUCGGUGUGAACGCCAAACUGCCUUCAUUCCACAGAUACAGAGGAGGCAUCUACAGUGAGCCGCAGUGCCGCGGGCUGGUCAAUCAUGCGGUUCUGGUGGUGGGUUACGGCUCGGAGAAUGGCCUGGACUAUUGGCUGCUCAAGAACAGCUGGGGGACGGCGUGGGGUGAGAAGGGCUUCAUACGCAUGGCACGAAAUAAAAACAUGUGUGGAAUCUCCAGCUUUGCCAUUUACCCCACCGUCUCUGAUCCCGUCCGGCCGGACCCCUGAACGCCUGCCGAUACCUGUGACCGCAGACACCUCACACACACACACACACACACACACACACCAGAGCCCUGAUUAUUCUGUCAAAUGUAUAUUUUGUGCAAGGGCUGAAUGUCUAGCUUUACACUUCUUAAACUUAUUUACACUUUAAUUUUUCGAAGUGCUUCUGCAAUAGUAAUCGUCUGAGUGUCUGUUAGAUGUUAAAGUCAGAAGGAGGCGGAGUUUAUAAUAAGGGGGAGGGGCUUCUUAUGCUAGAGAGCAU
Messenger RNA from Pimephales promelas (fathead minnow), 1505 nucleotides. The record is from RefSeq and is a predicted model, not a curated record. NCBI's taxonomy places the organism in Eukaryota, Metazoa, Chordata, Actinopteri, Cypriniformes, Leuciscidae.